Cavenderia fasciculata is the source of this 978-nucleotide messenger RNA. RefSeq lists its product as uncharacterized. Lineage: Eukaryota; Evosea; Eumycetozoa; Acytosteliales; Cavenderiaceae. The transcript has a single exon. The coding region runs from base 1 to 978 and encodes 325 amino acids. The record is from RefSeq and is a predicted model, not a curated record.
AUGACAGAUAUAUCAAAAAAAAAUAAUAAUAAUCUUCCAUUAAAGGAGGAAGAGGAAGAGGAUGGUGGAAAUGAAAUUUCAUUUGGAGAGAUGAGUAGAGCUGAUUUGAUAUCAACCAUUAGAGAGAUUAGAACAGAAUAUUUCGACCUCAAGGACAGAUACAAAGGCAUCAAAGGAAAGAUUGGUGACAAGGAAAAGGAUAUCCAGUUCCAGAGAAAAUUGUUGACCGAGCGCGAGGACUUGUUGUUGCAGCUGCAGUGGGAGGAGAACCAAGACAUCAACUACCUCCAACAGGUCGGUGCGACCGACGACGACAGCAAGGCACGCCAGGUCAAGAUGAAGGCACUGCUCGACCAGAUGCGUGUCAUGGAGCAGGGUAUUUUCGAUCGCGACUACAAGAUCAAGCAGUUGGAAAAGACCAUCGAGAACAUCACGCUCAAGCAGAUCGACCGUCCCACCGGCAGUCUUGCAGUCGUUGUAGAUGGUGCCACCUCUAAUCCACAACUACUCCAACAAAAGAUGGACGAAGAGAAUCCACUAGGACGUUCUCAUCUGAUUGAUCCAUCCAUCAUCACAUUGGAAGGCAAGGUUUUAGAGACAGAGAUCAAGAGAAGUAUCUCAGAGUAUCCAUUGCCACCGCUCAAGAUACCAACUCCUCAACUUGGAAAGAUCGUACCGGUCGAAGAAACAUACUCUACCGCUACCAUUUCGUCACCAGCACCUGCCACCAUUUCAUCGGCCAGUUCUACACCCGCCACAACACCAUCUCUUUGGAGAGGUAUUUCUUCAUGGUUUAGCACUCCAAUUCAAUCAAAUGGUACUAUAACCAUUCCUCUUGAUCCAAAUUCUACUGAUGAUAACAAUACAACCAGCAACAACAAUAACAACAUUAUUAUUAAUACUACAUCUGCUACUACAGUAACAUCUGAUGCUUCUUCAUCCACUUCUUCAUCUUCCAUUUCUUCAUCAAACUCUUAA